GUUCCCCGGGGCCUAGGCCCGCGCGCAACGCCCCCCAGGCUUCCAGUGGGGCCUAGAGGACAACGUUUACUAGAGACGCCCGCUGUAUCUGGGAUGGGAGCGGAGAGAGCUGAGAGACCGCCCCCCGGCCCCCUCAGUAGCCGCUAAAGCCUGGUCUCGGGUUUGAGGAUGCGGCCGCGUCACAGAAUUUGCCCAGCAGUGAAAGUGGGAGUUCUUCUGCCUGUCACUCUCCGUCAAGCCCUUGAAAAGAAGAGAUUGGACCUGGAAAAGAAACUUUAUGAAUAUCACCAGUCUGAUACAUACAGAGUUAAGCUGAAAUAUGUGAAACUAAAGAAUUAUCUGAAGGAAAUAUGUGAAUCUGAAAAGAAGGCUCAUACUCGAAAUCAAGAAUAUUUAAAGCGAUUGGAGUAUGUCCAAGCUCAUGUUGGGCACUUCACCACAAAUACAGAGAAGCUUCAAAAACUGAAGAUUGAAUAUGAGACUCAAAUUAAGAAGCUGCUGCUCGAAAAAGAUAGCCGAGGACUAAAAGGUGAACUGAAAGAUGAAGACGGAGAAAAGGUUGCAGUGCAGGAGGGAAUUAACUCAGGAAUAGCCAUGUCGAGAGGAUUGUAUCAACCAGCAGCAAUCUUUAUGGGCCGCCAAAUGUCAGCCAUCUCAAGCAUGGGAGAUUUCAGUACAGAGCACAAAUCUCCCCAACCCACAAAGAACUUUUCAAUUCCUGACCUACAUUCACACCGACAGACAGCCCAGAGCAGUAAUGUGACAGACAGCUGUGUCGUACAAACUAGUAGUGACAUACAGUGCUUAAAUAAGUCUGACAACAUAGAUGGAAAGGCGUCUCUUCAGACUGGUGAGAAAACGCCAGUCACAGCCAGUGAAUUGUCUGAGGAGGAACAAACUCAUUGCUUGGAGAUAGGAAGUAACACACGUCAUGGCAAGAGUAAUUUAUCUGAAGGCAAAAAGUCUGCUGAACUCAAUUCCCCAUUACAGGAAAGAUUAAGUCCAGAGAACAGAACCACUGAUUUAAAGUGUGACAGCUCCAGCAGAUCAGGGGGAUCAGAGGGAAAAAUACUGACACGGGAACAUAUUGAAGUUGAGGAAAAAAGAGCCAGCCCACCAGUCUCUCCGAUAUCAGUUUCAGAAUACCAUGGAUCUGAAAAUAAGUGGUCUCGAGAGAAGCAUUCUGCUUGGGAAGGUGUUUCAGAUCAUCUUGCUCAUGGGGACCCAGAGUCACAAAAGCCCUUCAGAAAAAUGCAGGAAGAGAAGGAGGAGGAAAGUUGGAGCACCAGCAGUGACCUCACUGUUUCUAUAAGUGAAGAUGAUCUGAUUUUAAAGAGCCCAGAACCACAGCCAAAUCCAGAUGGCAAAGUGGAGGGAGAAGAUGGAAUAGAGGCCUUAAAAUUAAUCCGCUCUGAGCAAGAAAGAGAUGCCCUAUCUACUGAAAAAAAUAAUUGUACUUUGCAAACCCUAAGCUCUCCUGAUUCAGAAAAAGAAUCCUCCACUAACGCACCAAUAAGAGAGUUCUGUUAUCACAGUGACAUUCUGAAAGAAGACUUUGAAGCUCACAGAGCAGCUGUCCUUACUAGCUCCCAGGACUCCUACCUGGGGGUGAAAAGACCUGGGCAAGCACCAGACUCAAGCAGACCGAGGGCACAGGUGGGUCAGCAUGUUGCCACCUUGAAAGAACAUGAUAAUUCUCUCAAAGAAGAGGCAACAGCAUUAUUGAGAAAAGCCCUUACAGAAGAGUGUGGCCACAGGUCAACUAUUCACAGUAGUGAAUCAUCUUGCAGCUUGUCAUCUAUUCUGAAUGGCAAUAGUGAAAUAAAGGAACCCAAACCUGCUGUAUGGCUCAACAGUGGUCCUACAGGGGAACAAGAAGUUUCAAGUGGCUGUGGAGACAAGAGCAAGAAAGAAAAUGUGGCCACAGAUAUCCCAAUCACAGAAACAGAAGCCUACCAGUUGCUGAAGAAGGCUACCCUUCAGGAUAAUACAAAUCAAACUGAAAACAGGUUUCAAAAGGCAGAUGCUCCUGUGUCACGCUUGUCAGGUUUGAAUAUUGGCAGCGGUGCAUUCGAGACAAAGACAACUAACAAAAUUGCUUCGGAAGCUAGUUUUUCAUCUAGCGAAGGAAGUCCUUUGUCAAGGCAUGAAAACAAAAAGAAACUGAUGAUCAAUUUAAUAUCUAAUGCCCUCUGGGAUGAGUCUGACGACAGUAACUCAGAAAUUGAGGCUGCUUUACGCCCUAGAAACUAUAACACCGACGAUUCUGAUGAUUUUUAUGACUAAUAUGCUGUAACAUCUGUUGGAAAUGAAGUCUUUAAACAAACU
Saimiri boliviensis boliviensis (Bolivian squirrel monkey) is the source of this 2328-nucleotide messenger RNA. RefSeq names its product kizuna centrosomal protein (gene KIZ). Gene Ontology annotation, biological process: spindle organization. Gene Ontology annotation, cellular component: centrosome. NCBI's taxonomy places the organism in Eukaryota, Metazoa, Chordata, Mammalia, Primates, Cebidae. The record is from RefSeq and is a predicted model, not a curated record.